This is a messenger RNA of Candidula unifasciata, 1062 nucleotides long. The record is from the annotation of a GenBank genome assembly. Lineage: Eukaryota; Metazoa; Mollusca; Gastropoda; Stylommatophora; Geomitridae.
GGUGCUUUCGCAGCUCACGAAACAUACUCACAGCAAGACAUCCUGGACAUCAUUCAGUAUGCACGUCUGCGAGCAAUCAGAGUGUUGCCAGAGUUCGAUUCUCCUGCUCAUGUUUACGCAUGGGGGAAAGGUAUACCAGAGCUCCUAACAUCUUGUUGGUCAGAUGGAAAACCAAACCAGUUUGUGCCAAAUCUGCAUGCUGACAUGGAAAACAUGGACCCAUCCAGUAAUUACACAUUUGAAUUUCUGGCUGAAUUCUUUCAGGAAAUCAAAGAUUUAUUUGUUGAUAACUAUCUUCACCUGGGAAUGGACGAAGCUCUGUACCAGUGCUGGCAGUCAAAUCCAGACAUCGCCAGUUUCAUGAAACAUCUUGGUCUGGCAGCAGGCGACUAUGUUGGCUUGGAACAAUACUACGAUGAAAGACUGCUCACUAUUGUCAAAAACAUGGAUAGGAAGUCGGUUAUCUGGGAAGAUCCCAUCAACAAUGGAGCAAAUAUUAGCAGAAGCACCUUGAUCCAGCUGUGGAAGGACUACAACCUGGCACCCGCACUGUUUGAGCCCUGGCCAACAUACAUGAAGUCUGCACUUACUGCUGGGUAUCACGUGAUCUUCUCUUCCUGCUGGUAUCUGAACAAAAUCAAUUAUGGACAGGACUGGAAGAAUCUCUACACUUGUGACCCAGCAAGCAUCAAUGCCACCGAGGAAGAGCUGUCACACAUUCUAGGAGGCGAGGCUUGCACCUGGACCGAAUACAUUGAUGAAAAUAACUUACUACAGACUGCAUGGCCCAGGGCAGCGGCUGUAGCUGAACGGUUGUGGAGUCCUGCCAAUAUUACAAGCACAGAUGAUGCUGCAUUCCGGCUUGAUCAGCACCGAUGUCGCCUCAUCAGACAAGGUAUCCCUGCUGCUCCCAUCUCCCCUGGCUUCUGCCAUGAUGACUACAACACAGACAACUCUGGAGUUCACCAACUACAACUUCUGCAAGAUCCACAAGAUGGAUUAUCUCUCCCAACAGCUGAAUCAGGGUCUGUGAGGGACAGCCAAAAGCCCAUCGUUGGAUAA